AUGGCGACGUGGGAAGCUCUUUGCAGCACGAUGGCUACUGGUUUGAUCAGCGGAGGUCCCGUCUCAUUGAUAUAUGGAGCUAUUGUAGCUGCGAUUGGCUCGAUUUGUUCCGCCCUCUCUCUAGCCGAAUUGGCGUCUGCUUAUCCUACAGCUGGUGGCCAAUAUCACUUCGUUGCCCAUCUGUCUGGCCAAUCCACAUCCAAGGUCACCAGUUAUUUCGCUGGUUUCAUCACCGCCUUUGGUUGGAUCACUGUCACAGGCAGUGCCCCGUUUCUCGCAGGUACGAUGAUCCAAGGCCUACUUGUUCUCAACUACCCCGAAACAUACGUUUACGAACGUUGGCAUGGAACACUACUCUACUGGGCUGUGCUCGUUGUCGCAGCAGUCGUCUGCAUUUUCUGCAGCCACAUCCUUCCCUUGGUUGAGAAGAUCUCGAUGUCACUCCAUAUUGCUCUGUUUUUCGUCAUUCUCAUCGUCAUGUGUGCCGUCUCACCUACCAAGAACUCUGCGUCAUACGUGUUCACUACCUUCGAGAAUAACUCAGGUUGGGCCAGCGAUGGUGCUGCUUGGUGCAUCGGUAUGCUGAGUUCCUGUUACGUCUUGAUCGGCUACGACGGAGCAACACAUCUCGGUGAGGAGAUGAGGAAUCCGGAAAUCGGCAUCCCAUAUGCCAUGGUUGGCAGUGUGGUUCUCAACGGCUUUCUGGGGUUCUGCUUCCUGAUUGCGCUGUUGUUCUGCAUGGGAGACAUCACUGCAGCGUUACAAACCACAACCGGGUUUCCAAUCAUUGAGAUCUUUUACAAUGUCACAAGAAGUCAUGCAGGGGCUUCAGCAAUGUCGGCUUCAGUUGUUCUUAUGGCUAGUCUAGCCACCAUCCCGUUGCUGGCGUCAGCGGCACGCGUUAUGUGGGCUUUUGCGAGAGACCAAGGUCUACCAUUUUCCAACACUCUCUCUAAAGUCGAAAAGAAACGUGGCAUCCCAACCGUAGCGAUCCUCGUCACAUUGGUCAUCUUGAUACUCCUCGGACUGAUCAACAUCGGCUCUACAACUGCCUUCAACGCCAUCCUAUCCCUUGCCGUAGUUGGCCUGCAGAUAUCAUAUCUGGUUCCUAUUCUUCUUCUCAUCUGGCGUCGUUUCAAAACUCCUGAAUCACUGGCCUGGGGACCCUUCCGGCUUGGAAAAGCCGGUCUUUUUGUUAACAUCAUCGCUACGUUGUACUUGGUUUUCACAAGUGUUUUCUCGCUAUUCCCGCCCUACCAACCUGUUACACCACAGAACAUGAACUAUGCGUCACUUGUGUUGGGAGCAACUCUCAUCUUUGGGCUCGUGUAUUGGUUGUUGUUUGCGAGGAAGACUUACGCGGGAGCGUUGAACGAGAUGGAUGGGGUAGCUGCGAAUGCCACUGAGGUGGCAAAGGGAUAG
Fusarium odoratissimum NRRL 54006 is the source of this 1422-nucleotide messenger RNA. RefSeq lists its product as uncharacterized. Lineage: Eukaryota; Fungi; Ascomycota; Sordariomycetes; Hypocreales; Nectriaceae. The coding region runs from base 1 to 1422 and encodes 473 amino acids. The record is from RefSeq and is a predicted model, not a curated record. The transcript is spliced from 5 exons. Gene Ontology annotation, biological process: transmembrane transport. Gene Ontology annotation, molecular function: transmembrane transporter activity. Gene Ontology annotation, cellular component: membrane.